Adineta steineri is the source of this 780-nucleotide messenger RNA. NCBI's taxonomy places the organism in Eukaryota, Metazoa, Rotifera, Eurotatoria, Adinetida, Adinetidae. The record is from the annotation of a GenBank genome assembly.
AUGCCUUUACUGAGUACAUGGGGUAUGUUUCGAUGGAGUUUAUUUAUAACUGUUCUUAUAAUGAUUACAUGGAUAUAUUUUUAUCAUGAUCCUGCUCCUCCAAUGGUCUUACCGGAAAUAUCAAAAAAUACAUUCGAAUUUAUUCGUCAAAAUAUAAAUAAAUCUCAUCAAGCUACACAAAUUGAAACACUUUGGCGACAAAUAGUUACGAAAUUUGUUUCAUUACCAUUACAUCCCGGUGGAUCACAUUCUAUUCCUCUUCUUGCUUCGAUUGUUCUCACGAAUGGUUCUAUUUUAGAACUUGGUUGUGGUCGUUCAAGUACACCAAUGCUUCAUAAUCUAACACUUUUUACUCGUCGUUAUCUCUUAUCAGUCGAUUCACAUAAAGCCUGGCUAUCUAAUAUGUCAUCUUCUAUGUCGAAUAGUCCAUUACAUAAAUUUCAACAUGUUACAGAUUGGAGUACAAUUGGAAAUGAUCAUCGAUGGAGUGUUGUUCUAGUUGAUAAUGCUCCGGAACAACGUCGAAUGCAUGAUAUUGUUAAAUAUGCUUAUCGAUCACAAGUUCUUGUUAUUCAUGAUUCUGAAGCUGCUGGAUAUCAAUAUGAUAAAGUUGCACCAUUUUUUCCUUAUAAAUAUCAAUAUCAAUAUAUAGAAGCAUAUACCGAUGUUUGGAGUACAACAGAAACAUCAUUAAUUGAUCAUAUUCGAUAUUUAUCCGAAUUAACAAUUCCAUGGCAAUUACCACGUCGAGCUCCAAAAAAUAAACUUCCUACACAAUAA